Molecule: messenger RNA, 2075 nt
Organism: Motacilla alba alba
Lineage: Eukaryota; Metazoa; Chordata; Aves; Passeriformes; Motacillidae
Gene: CASP6
Product: caspase 6
Exons: 8
Coding region: 369-1283 (304 amino acids)
Biological process (GO): apoptotic process; proteolysis
Cellular component (GO): cytoplasm
Source: RefSeq, a predicted model, not a curated record
GAAAAAACGAUGGGCCUGAAAUGGGAAUUUGAGUAGAGUUUUGAAAAAUUUAAACUCGGUGAAUACGAGAGGCUCUCACCAUAUUUCAGGACCAUGGUUUCGUACAAGCCGGAGCAGUUACUCGACCACGGUCUCUGAAAUACCACCCCGGGAGCACAGGAAAAGCAGAGCGCACUUUAUCUCACCCUUGAGCUUUCCCGGCUUUUCGGCGGGAGCAAAAGGCGAGGGGGCGGGGGAAAUCGCGGAAGACGAAGAGAGGGGAAGGCUUGGAAGAGGAAGAGAGAGGAAGGCUUGGAAGAAGAAGAAAGGGGAAGGCUUGGGUGGGCUGCAUUUCUGUCGGUGUGCAGCCGGUGCCUCGGUCCACGGCGAUGUCGAGCUCGGAGCAGCAGCUGCCGCAGGGCCAUGUCGAGAUGGAUAGCAGACCUAUAUUACCCACCACAGGUGGAAAUGAGAACAUCACACAAGUAGAUGCAGUCAAUAUAAGCAGACAAUUACUUGAUCCUGCAGAGAAGUACAAAAUGAACCAUCAAAGAAGAGGAGUUGCAUUAAUCUUCAAUCAUGAGCACUUUUAUUGGCAAUUAAAGCUGUACGACAGACGUGGGACUAUGGCAGACAGAAACAAUCUGAAUCGCACUUUGACAGACCUUGGGUUUGAAGUCAGACUUUUUGAUGACCUGAAAGCAAAUGAUGUGCAGCAGAGAAUUUAUGAAGCCUCUAGGGAGGACCACAGCAAUGCUGACUGCUUUGUGUGUGUGUUCCUGAGCCACGGUGAGGAUGAUCACAUUUAUGCACAUGAUGACAAAAUCAAAAUUCAGACAAUGACAGACAUGUUCAGAGGAGACAAGUGCCAGAGUUUGGUAGGAAAACCAAAGAUAUUUAUCAUUCAGGCCUGUCGAGGUGAUCAACAUGAUGAUGCAGUCAUUGCUCACGAUGCACCAGACAACAGCAGUGAAUCCCCUGUCAAUGACACCGAAGUGGAUGCAGCUGGUGUCUAUACUCUGCCUGCUGGUGCAGACUUUAUCAUGUGCUACUCUGUGGCGCAAGGCUACUAUUCUCAUCGUGACACUAUAUAUGGCUCCUGGUACAUCCAAGAUUUGUGUGAGACCCUUAGGAAGCAUGGAUCUUCUGGGGAGUUCACAGAACUUCUUACUGUUGUUAACAGGAAAGUAUCACGUCGCACAGUGGGUAUGUGCAAAGACAUUAACGCUAUAGGGAAGAAACAGAUUCCUUGUUUUGCCUCAAUGUUAACCAAAAAAUUGUAUUUUCAUCCAAAGUCUAAGUAGAUUAUUUGCCAAUGAUGACCAUUACUAUUACCUGCUGCAGAGCAAAGAUUACCAUCUUAGUUGAGGACACAUAAGAUUGUCUGUAAAAUUGUCUACCAGACUGUAAAGUCACUGGGCUCAAACAUUACAGUAUGCAUACCUAAUAGUUUCUAAAAUCUUGAAGCAGUUUUAAAACUAGAAUUACACCAGGGAAUUCAUCUCAGGGAAUAUGGAAAAAGUUGACUGGUGCCAAACUAUUAGAAGGUGCUCAGAUUUCAUUGAAAUUGAUGCUUGAAAUUGAUUUUUUAUCUUAAAAGCUUCUUGCUUGGUUGCCAUCUGACCAUGGCACAUUUUACUAUUUCCAAAACAUUUCUAAUAUUCCAUUAGAUUACCUUGUGUUGCUCCUAAAGCACAGUUUACAGGGAAUAUGGUUUGUAGGGCAUCUUUUUGAAUUUGUGAACAGCAGAAUCCACAGCUUUUGUAGCUUUAUUGGGCUUUUUAGAAUUUUUUAAUUUUCCUGCAACACUACAAAGGAACUUAAUUCCUUGAGUACAACUAUAGCAUUAAUACAGGAUUAAUCCAAUAGGGUUGAUUGAUAGAGGGUUUCCUUUUACUUGAAUAUGAUUUAUACUUGAGGCACAAUUACAGUUUGCUGGUACUUUACAUCCUCAGGAGAAAAACAGCAGUAAUGAGACGAGACCAUGUACAGUUGGCUCAGGGUGAGCUUGCCUUGUCCUAAAGCUAAUGCUGCUGAACAUCUCUAGGCACCUCUACAAAAUAUAACUUGCAAACCUUCAUACUUCAGGCCUUUGA